Molecule: messenger RNA, 1332 nt
Organism: Aspergillus calidoustus
Lineage: Eukaryota; Fungi; Ascomycota; Eurotiomycetes; Eurotiales; Aspergillaceae
Source: the annotation of a GenBank genome assembly
AGCAGUUGCGCUCAUCCACCAUGUCCAAGGUACCGACGAAACCAGAAGCUACCUCUCUCUAUGAAUGCGUAUGUGCGUUCCUUAGAGAAGUCACGGUGAAUCCAUUUGCGGAUUAUCAGCGAGACCCCGCGAUUCUGAGUCUUCCAGAGGCCAUCCUCCACAAAAUCUUCAACUCGCUCUCAUCGCCGAUCGACCAAGUUUGCCUCCUCCUCGCCUGUAAGAAGUUCCAUGACACAUUCGUCUCCACAGGCGUCCUCAACCGCCGCGAGUUCGCCUUUCCUCGUCUGAAAUCUCGUCCUCAUGCCGAUCGCCAGCCUCGGGGAAUUGACCUGGCCAACGCAACAACAACAACAACAACCACAAUGGAAACGUCAUCACGAACAACCCUGCUCAUCCGCCUCGAAGACAAUCGCUGGAAAUUCUGCGCCGCAUGUCUCCACCUCCAUCCGAAACGCGAAUUCUCCUGGUUCGAGCGUGGCAAGCCACCACUUGAGCGGCGCUGCAUGCCAAACGCCGGAAUCGUUGACCUAUGUCCCUGCUUUUCCCUGACGUUUCGGGACCGGAAUAAGAUCGCGGAGUAUCUACGCAAGGUAGCUGCGAAAUAUGAGCCCAAUUUGCAGGGAUCAAAUCUGAGGGGCGGUCUACAUGACUCUCGGCGUGAGCCUCGACCUCCGACCGAGUCAUUUCAGAUAAGUAUUGACGAAAAUGGGGAUACGGGAAUCUUGCAUCAAUGCCGUGUGCUCGACAAGCCAGGUAUCAUUGUGGACUUCACUAUGGGGCUGCUUACGAGCGGCAAGGGAUGUGAGAGGCAAAGGCUCGUCGCAGGGGAGGCGGUGGCGAUGAUAGGGAGAUAUGUCAUACAGGGUAAUGUAUCUGAUUGUGAUAAGUCUUUAAAGAUAUUUCCGUGGCCCAAUCUCGAGCUAUUGGAGCAUGUCCGGGCUCGACGGGAGAUGGUGCUUAUGCCGUGUGGCGCGAGAAUUCAUGCACCGAACUUCAACCGGGGAGAUUCUGGUGGUGACUACGUGGUUGUUAACUUCUAUCGGCCGCUGGGGAAGGUGAAUUGGCCGGCAGAUAAUGUGUGGGCGAGACACUGCCGCAUAUAGCAUGGUGAUUCUAGGGUCGAGGACGAUUGAAUGGAGGAAGAGGAAUAUGCGGCGGCAGAAGAUAAGUUUGAGUUGAUACUAGACGCCGAGACGUGAGCUUUAUCCCAGAGACCGAAUGCAAAACGAGAAUCUUGUUGGACAAUAGUACUUACCGUUGACUUACCUUGGUGGGCUCGUCUUAGCUUCACCCGAAGGCUACUAGUCACCAGCACUGCGUAGAAGUGCGAGC